Molecule: messenger RNA, 2755 nt
Organism: Pogonomyrmex barbatus (red harvester ant)
Lineage: Eukaryota; Metazoa; Arthropoda; Insecta; Hymenoptera; Formicidae
Product: chymotrypsin-1-like
Biological process (GO): proteolysis
Molecular function (GO): serine-type endopeptidase activity
Source: RefSeq, a predicted model, not a curated record
UCUUUGUUUCAAUAAGUUAUAUAAACUAUAAAUGCAUUUAUUUGCUUCAAAGUCUCUUUGCUUCAGUUUGUUUCAGCAACAUAUCUGUAAAGAUGCACGCGUUUGUUUGUUUCGUGUUAAUUGCUUUGGCGUACACCGCUCAAGGAGCUCCAUCUCCUCGUAUCGUUGGUGGUAAGGAUGCUCCUAUCGGCAAAUAUCCAUAUCAAGUGUCUUUGAGAUUUCGAGGCUCACACUCAUGUGGUGGAUCUAUCCUGAAUGAAUAUAAUAUAUUAACCGCGGCGCAUUGCGUUGAGGGACGAGAAAAUAUGUUAGAUCAGUUGAAGGUCCAUGCUGGCACAAACUUUUUGAACGAAACAGGAGAUGUUUAUGAUGUAGAAAGUGCCAGCGUGAACAAAGAUUUCGACAGCUAUUUGCUCGUUAAUGACAUUGCCAUUCUCCAUCUUGAAAAUCCUAUUAAGUACACCAAUGUAGUACAACCGAUAAAACUUGCGACAGACGAGAGCCGACAAGAUAAAGAUCUUGAAGGCAAACCAUGCAUAUUAUCCGGUUGGGGAACUACAAGGCUUGGUGGAAAUACUCCUAACAACUUGCAAGAAAUUGAAUUGUUAGUUUAUCCGCAGAAAGACUGCGAGGCAGAGAUAUGGAGAGUGACAGAUAGCCAUAUCUGCACUUUGACUAAGGAAGGAGAAGGAGCAUGUCACGGUGAUUCUGGUGGACCUUUGGUGGAGUUGGCCAAUGGAGAACAAAUUGGAAUCGUAUCUUUCGGUACUCCUUGCGCGGUUGGAUAUCCAGACGUUUACACAAGAGUGUCCAGUUUUAGAAAUUGGAUUUCGCUUAAUAUGAAAAAUUUAAUAAGAUAUUGCGAUAUGAUACCGCAACUUGAGAAAAAUCGAGAAGUGUCAACUGACAAGAUGAUUUAUAUCUUUGUUACAACUAGCUCAGAGGUAUAUAAACUUAUAAGAUCCUUUCUUCACUUCACUAGUCUCAAUAUAUCUACAAAGAUGCAUAAAUACGCUUUUUUUAUAUUCAUCGCUUUGGUAUAUGCCGCACAAGGAGCUCCGUCCCCUCAGAUUAUCGGUGGUAGGGAUGCUCCUAUUGGCAAAUAUCCAUAUCAAGUAUCUUUGAGAUUUUUCAAUGUAGUAUUUUUAUGUAGUGGAUCAAUUAUCGAUAAUCUUAAUGUGUUAACCGCGGCACAUUGCAUUAGAGGGAGAGAAAAUAUACUGGACUUGCUAAAAGUCCACGUUGGCACAAACUUUUUGAAUGAAACGGGUGAUGUGUAUGACAUACACAGCGUUAGUAUGAACAUUAUCGACAAUUCUACAUUUGCUAAUGAUAUUGCCGUGAUUCAUCUUAAAAGUCCUAUCGUAUACAAUACAUUUGUGCAACCGAUAGAACUUGCGACAUCCGAUAAAAAUCUCGAUGGCGCAUCGUGCACAUUAACCGGAUGGGGAUUUACAAAGCUUGAUAGUGAGAUUUCUAAUAGUUUACAAGAAAUUGAGCUGAUGGUCUAUCCACAAAGCCUGUGUAUGAUAGAAGAAGGAGUGACGAACAAUCAUAUCUGCACUUUGACUAAAAUAGGAGAAGGAAUAUGCUACGGUGAUUCCGGUGGACCUUUAGUGGCCAAUGGAGUUCAAAUUGGUAUUGUUUCCUUUGGUACCCCUUGCGCACUUGGAUAUGCAGACAUUUUCACGAGAGUGACCAGUUACGUGAUAUGGAUCUUGCUAAAUAGAAAAAAAGAUUACAAGUCACAGGUAGAGGAAGAUGCAAACCAGAAAGUGAUCAUUAAAGAUAAUCAUAUCUGCAUUAAGAAAAAGAAAGGAGUGUGCAUAUCUUUGAUUAAGAAAAAGGAAGGAGCGUGCAACGACGAUUCUGGUGGACCUUUGGUAGUCAAUGGUACUCAAAUUGGAAUCGCAUCUUUCGUUACUCUGAGCUUGGAUAUCCAGACUUCUUUGCUAUCCAGUUUCAACAACAUAUUUGUGAAGAUGCACAUGUUUGUUUGUUUCGUGUUAAUCGCAUUGGCAUAUACAGCUCAAGGAGCUCCGUCCUCUCGUAUUGUCGGCAGUAAGGAUGCUCCCAUCGGCAAAUAUCCAUAUCAAGUGUCCUUGAGAUUUCACGGCUCACAUUUAUGUGGUGGAUCAAUCAUCAAUAAUCGUACUGUGUUAACCGCAGCGCAUUGUAUUUAUGGGGAAAGAUUGGACGGAUACAAGAUCCACGCUGGCACGAACUUUCUGAAUGAAACAGGAGAGGUUUUUGGUAUAAAAAGUGUUACCAUGCACGAAGAUUACAGCCCAAUUGAGUUGCUUAAUGACAUUGCCAUUAUCCAUCUCAACAAUCCUAUUAAAUUUAGUGCAACCAACUUAAUGCAAUCGGUAAAACUUGCGACAGAUGAUAAAAAUCUUGAAGGCAAGCCCUGUACGUUAACCGGUUGGGGAACUACAAGGGUUGGAGGAAAUACUCCUAACAACUUACAAGAAAUUCAACUGGUAGUUUACUCACAGAAAGAUUGCAAGUCACAGAUAGAGGAAGAGACAAACCAGAAAAUGACCAUUAAAGAUAGCCAUAUCUGCACUUUGAAGAAAGGGGAAGGAGCGUGCAACGGCGAUUCUGGUGGACCUUUGGUAGCCAAUGGUACUCAAAUUGGAAUCGUAUCUUUCGGUAUUCCUUGUUCGCUUGGAUAUCCAGACGUUUACACAAGAGUGUCCAGUUUUAGAAAUUGGAUUUCGCUUAAUAUGAAAAAUUAAACGAUAUUAUUUAA